Molecule: messenger RNA, 1368 nt
Organism: Arachis duranensis
Lineage: Eukaryota; Viridiplantae; Streptophyta; Magnoliopsida; Fabales; Fabaceae
Product: COBRA-like protein 1
Exons: 6
Coding region: 3-1238 (411 amino acids)
Biological process (GO): cellulose microfibril organization; plant-type cell wall cellulose biosynthetic process
Cellular component (GO): plasma membrane
Source: RefSeq, a predicted model, not a curated record
UGAUGCGAUUCUCUUUCAUAGAGCACAAAGCACUUCAUACUUGCUAUUGCUUUGUGUUCUUAUUCCUACUUUCCUUCUCUUCAUCAGAAGCUUAUGAUGCACUUGACCCAAAUGGAAAUAUCACAAUCAAAUGGGAUGUUAUUAGCUGGACAGCUGAUGGUUAUGUUGCUGUUGUUACAAUAAACAACUUCCAACAAUAUCGCCAUAUCUCUGCACCUGGCUGGUCAUUAACAUGGGCAUGGGCCGGCAAAGAGGUUAUAUGGAACAUCAAGGGAGCCAUGACUACUGAACAAGGAAACUGUUCAAGGCUAUUUAAGGGAAUAAGCCUCCCACAUUCUUGUCAAAAGAAUCCAACACUUGUGGAUUUACUUCCCAACACACCUUACAACCAAAAACUUCCAAAUUGUUGCAAAGGUGGAGUGCUUACUUCAUGGACUCAAGAUCCAACUAAUUCGGUUGCAUCAUUUCAACUCACUGUUGGUCAUUCUGGAACCACCAACCGAACCGUCCAAGUACCAAAGAACUUCACCUUCCAUGCGCCCGGUUCGGGUUAUACUUGCGGCCCGGCCAAGAUUGUUAGACCAACGAUGUUCAUUUCACCAGACAAAAGGAGAGUCACCCAAGCGAUAAUGACAUGGAAUGUGACAUGCACGUAUUCACAUUUUCUAGCUCAAAAAUCUACUCCCACUUGCUGUGUCUCCCUCUCAACGUUUUAUAAUGAUACUACAGUGCCUUGCCCAACAUGUUCAUGUGCCUGCAAGCAUAGCAACUCAACCUGUGUCAAAACAGAUACCGGAAAGAAUCCUUCAGUUGAAUGUAGUAAUCAUAUGUGUCCAAUCAGUGUCCACUGGCACCUUAAUCUUAAUAAAAAGAACUACUGGCGUGUGAAUGUUACUAUUUCCAAUCUCAAUUAUAGGAUGAAUUAUUCAGAUUGGAACAUGGUUAUUCAACACCCUAAUUUCAUCAAUAAUCUCGCUCAAGUUUUCGGAUUAAAGUACAAGUUAUUUACUCCUCUAGAUGAUAUUCAUGUGGCUAUGGUUUGGGGAAUUAAGUUCUACAAUAAUGUUCUCAUUGAAGCUAGUAAUGUAGAAUUUGAGGUACUAUUUAGAAAGGAUAAUAACUCAAGUUUGAGUAGUUUGAAGAAAGAUUGGGGUUUCCCUCAAGGGAUCUAUUUCAAUGGUGACCGCUGUGUAAUGCCACCACCUCAUGCUUAUCCAUGGUUGCCUAAUUAUGCUUGAACUUACGAUACAUUACUUAUUAAUUGACACAUAAAUUAAACACUUUAUUAUUGUUUUGCAAAAAGUUAUAUAUGUAUAAAAGAUAAGAUUUAUAUAUAUCAUUUUAUAUAUAAAGAUACAUUUCCUACAA